AGUCGUCUGCAGUGUUUUGAAAACAGCAAUAGUGAUUUUUCUCGGUUUUACCCUCAAAAAUCCGUAAAAAAUGGGUCGUAGGUCAAUAAAUACCACCAAGAGUGGUAAAUACAUGAAUCCUACAGAUCAAGCUCGAAAGGAGGCCCGGAAGAAGGAGCUGAAGAAGAACAAGAAGCAGCGGCAAAUGGUCCGGGCGGCAGUGCUGAAGGGAAAGGAUCCCUCCCAGAUUAUCGAGGAGAUGGAAAAGAUUGAUGAGAUGGAAUACAACGUGUAUCAGCCCUCACCGCUGAACGAGAAAGUCCUCAAGGAGAAGAGGAAGAAGCUGAAGGAGACUUUCGAUCGUGUCAUGCGACUAUAUCACACGGACGAUCCGGAAUUGUGGGCAGAGCUGAAGCGGAAGGAAGUGGAGUAUGAGAAGAGGCGGAACAAGAAGGUGCAGUACUAUGAGAGCGUCAAGCAUGCACAAUCUGUGCAAAUUGAUGACAUUCCUCUGCCACAAAUGGCUGAAUCGGCGCCUUCUGUUCCCUCUCAAGGCGCUGGGAGCAAUUUUAGUGCUCAAAAUCGUAUUCCACUGCCGCCAACUUCUGCCCAAGUUGCGCCCUUCGUGCCCAAUGUCCAACAGAGCAUCUUGAAGAAACCACCCGAAAGCAGAGAGGACAAAUCAGCACAGAAAACGAAGAAAGACACUCCUGGAUGCCCACCUGGACCGCCGCCAAAUCUCUUGGACAUGCGAGAAUUGGACGAGGAUUACGAUGAGGAGCCAAAGCCUAAGAAACUGAAAUCUAUACGUUUCUCCGACGAGCCGAAAGUGAAAGAGAAGUUAUCUGAACCGUCUGAGGAUGACUCAAUGAAGCCCACGUCUCUGCAACAGAGGAUACUGGCUCUCUCAGGGCAGAACAUUGAUGAUUUCAUGAAGGAGAUGGAGAGUGUCCAGAAGAAGAAGGAGCAAGAGAAGAGUGUCGAAUCUGAAGGGAAUUCAGAGAAGCAGAAAGAAAAGGUUUCUGAAGUUAAAGAAACGCCAGUUAAUCCUCCAUCACUUCAUCCGCCGGGAAUCUCUCUUCCUGGCGGACCACCACCUCCUCCUAUUGGUCUUCCUCCAGCACAGAUCUUCAGACCACCUCCUCUGCGUCCUGGAAUGCCUGGUAUGGCCAUUCGCAUGCCUCCUGGACCGCCACCAGGGCGCCCGGGCCUUCCGCCUGGCCCACCACCGGGAAUGCCGCCACGGCUAGGCAUCAGGAUGCCUCCAGGUCCACCUCCGGGAAUGCCACCGCGCCACGUGAAGAGUCAUCAUCAUCAGAAUCCGAUGGGUGGCAAUAUUCUGUCAGCUGGGCCUCAGCUGGUAUCCUCCAAGGAUCCAAAGAGCGCCACGAUCACGGCCAAACCGCAGAUUCGUAAUCUCAGUGCCGACGUGACGAGAUUCUUGCCGGCUGCGCUGCGCGGGAGGCGCGAGGAGAAGCAGAAGACGAAGACACAGCAUGUGCAGCAUCCGCAGUACAGUCAGUUUUCGCACGUGCGAGGCCCUGAGCAGAUGGGACAGAUGCAUCCGAGCAUUAUCGCGCCGGCGACUGGCGGGCCGCCGGUACAGAAGAAAGGACCGACGAAGGAUGACGCUUACAUGCAGUUCAUGAAGGAAAUGCAGGGAUUGCUUUAGAAGACGUGACAAAUUGUGAAUGAAAGUGUAGUCAACGCAAAUAAAGAUAAGUCAU
Messenger RNA from Phlebotomus argentipes, 1706 nucleotides. RefSeq names its product WW domain-binding protein 11-like. The record is from RefSeq and is a predicted model, not a curated record. Bases 71 to 1651 code for a protein of 526 amino acids. Gene Ontology annotation, cellular component: spliceosomal complex. NCBI's taxonomy places the organism in Eukaryota, Metazoa, Arthropoda, Insecta, Diptera, Psychodidae. The transcript is spliced from 4 exons. Gene Ontology annotation, biological process: mRNA cis splicing, via spliceosome.